Labeo rohita (rohu) is the source of this 2979-nucleotide messenger RNA. Its product is annotated as alanine aminotransferase 2. Gene Ontology annotation, biological process: biosynthetic process. The coding region runs from base 146 to 1579 and encodes 477 amino acids. NCBI's taxonomy places the organism in Eukaryota, Metazoa, Chordata, Actinopteri, Cypriniformes, Cyprinidae. The record is from RefSeq and is a predicted model, not a curated record. Gene Ontology annotation, molecular function: L-alanine:2-oxoglutarate transaminase activity; pyridoxal phosphate binding. The transcript has 11 exons.
ACGCAUAAGGAAUACUGGGAAGAUCUUAAAUUCAUUUGGUCCAGGAACAGAAGCCAUCAGACAAAUAAAGAAGGUUGACUGUCUGAGUGAAUUAGACAACAAAGAAAAUACAUACAAUUCAAGAUCCUAACACUAAUAAACAACAAUGUCCUUCCUGAAAGAGAUCAGCCCAUUGGUGAAGAACCAUUAUCUCUCGAGGAAAGAUGUUUUAUCGAGAUGUGCGGCUCAGAUCACAGCUGAAAUACAACAGGGUGAGAGAAGAAACUAUAAUGAGGUGCAUGAUUUGUCUUCUGGGGAUCUGCACAGAGGAGGAAUAAAACCCAUCACCUUUGUUCGUCAAGUCCUUGCUGGCUGCUUGUAUCCAGCCCUUUUGGAGGAUGACAGUCUGCCAUUAGAUGUUAAACAAAGAGCCGAAAGUCUCCUUAGGGAAUGCGAUGGUGGAAGCAUAGGUUCAUAUACAGAGUCGGGUGGAAUCGCCAAAAUCAAACACUGCGUGUCCCAGUUUAUUACAAGGAGAGACAGAGGAGUUCCUUCCUCACCUGACAACAUCUUCAUCAAGUCUGGCUCACAGACGGCUCUCAUGAUUAUGCUGAAGCUGCUGAUUCGUAGUGAGGACUCGUGUCGGACUGGUGUGCUCAUACCUGUACCCACAUAUGCUACAUUUACUCUGGCUCUGGAGGAGCAGGGAGCCGCCAUCAUACCGUACCAUCUGUGUGAGGAAGAGGGCUGGACACUGCAGGUGGAGGAGCUUCACAGGGCACUACAAGAAGCUAGAAAGAUCUGCAAUCCAGUAGCACUUUAUAUCUGCAACCCAGGGAAUCCAACAGGUCACUUACAGGGCAGGAAGUCCAUAGAAGAAGUGAUCCGGUUCGCUGCAGAAGAAAGACUCUUUAUAUUGGCUGAUGAGGUGUAUCAGAGCUGUGUGUAUGGAGACGAUACUGAGUUUUAUUCCUAUAAGAAGGUGUUAUCAGAAAUGGACUCCAAUAUUUCCAGCACUGUAGAACUGGCCUCCUUCAAUUCUGUCUCCAAGGGCUUCAUGGGAGAGUGUGGGUUUCGUGGUGGCUAUGUGGAGCUGGUGAAUCUUGACCCUGCGGUGAUGAAACACGCUCAUACGCUGUUUUCCACUAGGUCCUGCCCCCCUGUUGUUGGACAAAUUGCACUUGACCUUAUGGCAGAUCCUCCAAAACCUGGUGAUCCUUCAUUCUCCACCUUCUCUGAGGAGGUCCAAUCAAUUAAAAACACGAUACGUAAAAACACUGGUCGAAUUCAGGAGGUCUUUGCUGAGCUGCCGGGGAUCAGCUGCCACCCACUGAAGGCUGGGGUUUUUGUCUUCCCCUGUCUACACUUCCCUCCAAAGGCAAUAAAAUGGGCCAAGAAAAGACAGAUGGAACCAGACAUGCUGUACUGUUUGCAUUUGCUAGAGGAAACAGGUCUGCAUGUGAGGCCGGGCUGUGAAUACGGACAGAGAAAGGACAGCCAUCAUAUCAGGCUUUUUGUGGGAACUCAAGAGAAAAUAAUGGAAGAAGCUCUGCAAAGACUGAAGACGUUCCACAUGCGAUUCAUGAAGGAGUUUUCUUAGUGUCAUCUUCAGAUUAUGAGAUCUGUUGAACCACUGAAUGCAUGAAUGUUUUACUUAUAAGCAACUCAAAAUGUAUACAGAUCUGUAAACUGACCCAAUAGUAUCUGCCCUUAUAAUUUCAAAGUAGUAUAAUAAAGAAUUUUGUUGUCUGUUGAAACUUGGAAAUGUAUUUUAAGCUUCACCACCAUUACUUACAUUCAAGUAGAUUCAGCAUCUGGCUCAUAUUUGGGAUCUGAACCUUUCAAUACAUUAAUCGCAAAACGUUUUUGUUCUGUUCACGGAUUUGCAGUAACAUGGAUUUAACAUACCUACUAGAACUAGAAUGAAUUCAGAGUAAAUCAGAAAUAAAAAUCAAAUGUAAUAAAUUGUAGUCAGAUAAACAAAACAUUCUCAAUAUAUCUAAGAGUAAAAGAUGCAUAAGCCUACUUGACAUCAGAAAGAUACACAGUGCUGGUGCAUGGAUUAGAAUGGCUUCUUUUCCUUCUAGUAUUCAGACUAACCCUCUAAAUGGAGUCUUGGAGAGUUUGCUUCUAUAUAGCAGGUCUUUAUAGCAUAUAUAGCAUGUUUCAGAGCAUAACAAUGGUUUUUAAUUAAAGAGACAAUAUUUCUCCAAAUGACAAAAUAGUUUUGGUUGAUGCAAUAUGAUACUGGUGGUAUGGCCACACCUCAAAGGAAGACUGUGUCAUAGUGAAGGUAGAAAACCCUUUGACAUAAGAUUUUCAUUUCUAAAUGAUAAGGUUGCUCACUAAAAAGAAAUAAAUAUUAUUGAGACAGUUCCUGCUGUUUUUGUUUUCACAGGUAACAAAAUGUUUAAAAAUGUGUUAGUUUUCAUGUAGAUGUUAAAUAUUACUGGCCCACUUUUGCUGAAUGUUUUCGAUAAACUGGGCCAGUGGGAUUCAGGUAAAGUGGACCAACCUUUAACCUUCAGUAAUUAUACUCAAAUUCAUUAAAUAAAUUGACAUUCACUGGUUUUUUGUAGUUGACAUGUAUUAUUUACUUUUUUUGGAAAACAGAAAUGAGUCUGCAGUCAGGAAUUUCAAGUCAGAGAUGGAAGAAAGGAAAGACAAUAGUAAGGAAGUCAAGGUAUGUAGCUCAAUCUGUGGAUUGAAGAAAGGAUAAGAGGAGAAAAAUGUAGAUGCAGAAUAUAAAGCUUUAAAAUAUGGACACAACUGAAGUUAAUUUAAAGUGUUUAGAGAGCAUAGACAGAAAAACAUUUUACAUAUGCUUACAAUUUUAAAUGUUCCUAUUUAUUUUUAGACUGUUUGUUGUUGUUGUCACUUUUUUUUGCAUAUUGUAGAGUUAAUUUAUAUUUUGAUUUCUAAAUAUUCUGAUAUUCACAUUUCAUCAAAUUUAAUGUAAUAACAUUCUUUUAGUUGUUUGGAAUUUCACACAAGAAUUGA